Protopterus annectens (West African lungfish) is the source of this 4090-nucleotide messenger RNA. RefSeq names its product BTB domain containing 18 (gene BTBD18). Gene Ontology annotation, molecular function: protein binding. The coding region runs from base 53 to 3895 and encodes 1280 amino acids. Gene Ontology annotation, biological process: positive regulation of transcription elongation by RNA polymerase II. The record is from RefSeq and is a predicted model, not a curated record. NCBI's taxonomy places the organism in Eukaryota, Metazoa, Chordata, Ceratodontiformes, Protopteridae. The transcript is spliced from 2 exons.
UUCCAGGCAGGAGGAGAAGCAUUAAAUUCCAAAGAGAGAGAGAGGUACUACUAUGGCAGCGAUGUACUCCAGACCCCUUGUCUACCGUAGCUUGCGUUUGCAUCGCAUUACCAUCCUUAAUUUGCAAAAACAGCAACAGUUGGGCAAUUUCUGUGAUGUGAUCUUGUAUGCUGAAGGUACAGGAGUUCCAGCCCAUCAGUGUAUUCUGUCAGCUGUCAGUCCUUACUUCCAGUCUCAGUUCUCCACCCUGCACUCUCAGUCUGAAAAAAAUAUAUCAAUGGAACUCCAGGGCAUAAAGCUAAAAACUCUGAAGAUGCUUUUGGAAUUUAUUUAUACUUCUGAGGUAGUAGUCUUCAGGGAGGAGGUUGUGGAGCUUCUGAAUGCUGCAAAAUAUUUCCAGAUAGAGGAACUUGAGGCAGUCGAGCUGGAUGGGACCAAGCUAACAAAGGUACAUCUUGGCAAGCGUAUCAAUAGAGACUGCUUCAGAGCAGCAUGUGGGAGCAGCAUAUCUGCUCACUUCUUGCAUCCUUCCCUUGAAAACACAACCGGGUUACUCAAAAGGCAUACUGAGCUAAGUCAAGCUAGCAAUUUGAAACAUGAUGAAGAACGUAUGUGCAUAGGAAGAAGCAACAGCACUGAGCAAGAAACCUUGGUUUGCAAAGUGACUGCUGAGGGGAAAGAAGAAAAGUUGGUUGAAAAUGUUUCUCUCUCAACUGCCAUGGAAAUUGUGGUCAGUGACCAAGGCAGUGUUACAGACCUGAGUGCAGUGCAAUCUGGGUCUGAAAGUUCAGAUCCUGCCAAAAGUAUGAACUUGUUGUUGCCCAAGUCACCAUUGCCAAAACAUUCAGAAUCACAAGUUCCUGUUGCAGUGAAAUAUAGCCUGCCUAAUACUGACUGUCUUUUCUCCCUACCAGCAUCCUCAGUGUGUAGUUCUCCAGAAGAAAAGUGUAUUUCCAUUUUAGAAUGCAGCAUACCCAGACAUUUAGAAACACACACAGAUAUAAUUUCUUCACUAUCUGCAUCUGUCACAGAUGAAGGAAGGAGCCCUGAAGGGAAUCUUAUCAGCAAUGUUACUGGAAAUCCCUCAAAAAAUGCCACAUUAAUGGACCAUCAAUCAAAACCUGACAAAAUAAAGGAGGAAACUGUCAAAGAUAAGACUCAUGCUGCCAACAAUGAUACACAAUGUGAUACUCGAGAACCACGAAAGAUUAAGAUUAGCCGAUUUUGUCUUAAAUCAUUUAAAGAUAAUGUGUUCAGUGAAAGACUUAGCAGUAGUGAGAAUGCUGUAGACAACAGGACACUCACCCGUGGAAGACGUUGGCGGACAACAUUGAGAACUGAUUGGCAAGAGGAGAGACUUCCUUCAUCAUCCAAACAUUACACAAGCUGCGAGUCAAAUGAGUACAUUAACAGAAGUAUCUCAUUUCCUAUGCCAAAAAUCUUUAAAGGUACUACUUUGUAUAAUGAAAUAACACAACCUGUGUGCUCUCUCAGAAAUGACAGAAACAGUGAGGAAACCGAGAUAUACCCGAAAAAGUUAAAAGUCGAGCAGUAUGCUGAGUGUGAUCAUGUUUCACUAGAUCAUCUUCAGACUGUUAUGUGUGAAGGUAUUUUAGGUGUAUUGAAUAGCACUAAAGUCUGCAGUUCUUUACAUACUACAGAAAAUACCCCCAAAGAGGAGAGUGUGGCAGGAGGAGAGCCUUUUACUGUUGAGACCGCAGAAAUAUUUACACCUCCAUUUGGCAGCAGUACAGAGAUUUCACUUAAAGAAUACACUGUAUGCUGCCCAGAAGAUCCUAUAAUGACAGUCAAUGAGUGUACAGAUAGUUCUAGUCAGUCUGUAGACAAAUUGUCAGAAUGCAUUAAGGAAGUAGAUAAUCUGAUAAAUAAUUGUAAGGAAGCAAAUAAAACUUGCCAACAUUCCUCUUUCACCAGUAAAACAGAAGAUCAUACUGCCGCGAAUAAUCCACAUUCUGCCACCAGUGAUACAGAAACGCUUCCACAUUCUGUUGUCACCCAGAAACAGACAAGUUCUGACAGCUGUUCCACAGUAUGCUGUGUGGAUGUGUGGCAGGAUAAUGUUGCAGAUGUACUGAACACAAAUGCACCACUGGUGACUGGAAAUGUUGACGACUUGGAUGAAUCCUCAAUAGAAAGUAAUUCAACAGACACUAUAAUGGAAGAGAUUGACAAACUUCUUGAUGUCAUAGACAAGCCCCUUGAUACGACAGGUGAAAAUAGCUUGUCUACAGCAGCUGGCAGCCACAUUAAACCAGAAGACCUUAAUCAGUUUGUGACUCAUACCUUUGGAUCUCAAGACACACAGACAAGAGGUGAAGGAGUAAUUGCAAAGAAGCCAGACAAAAAAGAUAUAGCUGUGGAACUUUGUGAGUCUUCACAGGUUCACACUACUAUCACAGGAGAAGAGAACAGUCUGUGGGUUCCUAGUUGUAUAAACAAAGCAACAGAUUCCUUACCUGCUGCACUUAACCACCACAAAGAGAGUGAAUCUUACAGAGGCCACUCUAAAAACAAAGCUUUUGACAGUCUCCCUGUAGAGCAUUUUCUUUGUAACACAGACAUACAGGUGGAAGAUGAUGUUAUGAAAAAGUCAUUUAUGGAUAUCCUUGAUCAGAGUAGGGUAUCUGAUACAAAUUUUCAGUUGUCUCCAUAUUCUGAAAUGCCUUCUAAAACUGGCUGUGGGAAUCUUGGAGCUCGGUUGACUUUAAAAGAAACACAAUUCUUUAUUAAAGCCAAUGAACUCCUUUGUCAGGCUGAGUCAGUUGGAGAAGGAAUUCUUUCCUGUCAAGUCAAGAAUAAAAAGAGCAAUGCUGAUGUAGAGCAGGAAACUGCUGGUCUCUGUUCUGAGCUGCAGUUCCAAGAGCACAUAGAUUUAACACAAAACAGUGGAAAAAAAGCCAAAUUGUUAAUUGCGGAUGAGGCAAAACAAUCAGAAGUGUCGUCUUGUCUUUGUAAUAAUUCCCAUUCACAUGUGAUGGUUUGUCAGCCAAGAGAAGGAAAGCCGAAUAGCAGUACUGUUACAAGUCCAGCAGGAUCCUUACUGAAAAGAGAAGGGCUACCAUGUAAAUCAGUAUGUAGUACUGUUAAAAUUGACGGGAGAUCUCCCAGGCAAGUACAAACUACUGCCACCCUAGGCAGUGAGAAUUACCUUGAGACUUUAUCUGUUCCAAGUGUAGACCCUGUUCCCAUUCCUAAGGGAGAUCAGUGUAUGUUAACUGCAUAUCCUGUGAUGCAGAAUUUGCCACAUAAUCAGAUGAAUGCUACUAAAUCAUGUGUUCUAGAUUGCGUGGAAGUUGAGUCACUAAAACAGCUUGCUGCCACGGUAGCAAACUUUAACACACAAACUUCAUGUCUUCCACAUUUGUGUGGUAGUUGCUGGAAAGAAAAAAGUGAGCAAGUGCCUGGCACGAGAGCAAUAGCUGAACUUGGAAGCACUUCAUUGGCAGAUGUUUUGAACCACAAAGCUGUUUUCAACAAAGCUUCUGAAGCCAGAGCAGGAGAAGGGAAAGUAAAGUCUUAUUUACGUGGCAAAGCCAAUCAAGGAAUAAACAUUUUUGCUGACUUUACUAAUGCAAAUCUUGGUAAUGCUGUACAAACUUGUAUCACAGACAAGGAAAAUGUAAUAAAAUCCAUUGCUGGCAGCAGUAAAGAUCUAAGAAAUAUGACCGCUUCCUUACAUGUGACUGAGUUUAUGAACAGUAGUCUGCCUCUUGUGACUACUUGUUGCAAUCUGGAUAUUUCUGGGUCUUCUGUUAAUUCCUCUGAUUCAGAUGAAGUUGACAUCCUUGGAGGCUGUGAAGCUGAGAUAGAGUACAUUCCUGUGUGGCCUGAUCCUUCUUCAGAGUCUGAAACAGAGUUUAUUGUAGUUGACUGAUAUAUAACAUGAAUUCAUGAAGGUAUAUUUGGAAAGAACAUUGAAAUGUCUACUAGCACUAACACCAUAUUGAAAAAAAUUUAAAUAUGUUUAUUGGCCAAUUAGAAAUACUGUAUUUUGAACAAUUAUUUACAUGUUAGUGUGUAUUUUUUUUCAUGUGAGUGGAAAAAAAAUAAAAAGUGCUGUUAAAAAAAA